AUGGACCCACACCGUUCCGUCAAAUGGUCCGAAUACGUCUGUCUCCAAGGGCCAACCAAGGGCAAUAGGUCAGUCUGCACCGACGUCUCAGGGAAAAGGAUAGGAUGCCAAGAAACCCUCUUCGUCAAGUACGGCCUUAUCGCUCUCAUCGAAGCCAAGAAAGCCGCGCUCGUUGUCGUCGCCCACGACGUCGAUUCCAUUGAGCUCAUCGUUUUCCUCCCUGCGGUGAGCCGCAAGAUGGGCGUUCCCUACGUCAUCCCGAAGGUUAAAUGUCGUCUCGAGACUGUUGUGCACAAGAAGACGGCUGCUCUUGUCGAUCUUCAGGAAGUACAGAUUGUCUCUUUUUUUGAAGGUCGGUGGACCACGCGAUGUGACAGUUCAUCGCUCGGAAAUAGGAAUACAAGACGACCGUGCCUACCUCAUCGCCGAUACCGACGCCUUCUACACACCGACACCGGACGAACGUGGAUCCGGUCCAAAGCCCUGACUCCACCAAACACCUUCGCAGCCCAAGUCACUGUCCACUUCCACCCGAACAUCGACAACCUCCUCUGGACAGGCAACAGAGGCUGCUCGGCCCAGGCGCAAAGCUGUCAUGCAGAAGCCCAAGUGUACUCCAGGGAUAACGGGCGGAAGUAG
Molecule: messenger RNA, 639 nt
Organism: Laccaria bicolor S238N-H82
Lineage: Eukaryota; Fungi; Basidiomycota; Agaricomycetes; Agaricales; Hydnangiaceae
Exons: 5
Coding region: 1-639 (212 amino acids)
Source: RefSeq, a predicted model, not a curated record